Messenger RNA from Vidua macroura (Pin-tailed whydah), 4075 nucleotides. It is a transcript of the gene COPS7B, whose product is annotated as COP9 signalosome subunit 7B. Lineage: Eukaryota; Metazoa; Chordata; Aves; Passeriformes; Viduidae. Gene Ontology annotation, biological process: COP9 signalosome assembly. The transcript has 8 exons. Bases 2094 to 2888 code for a protein of 264 amino acids. Gene Ontology annotation, cellular component: COP9 signalosome. The record is from RefSeq and is a predicted model, not a curated record.
GGCGCUUCUCCCCACGCAGUGGGGGUCCCGAGGUUUCGUCUUUGGGGCUGCUCGGCGGAGCUCCGCCCUUGAAUUCGGGUGGUGCUGGGGACCCGGCUGCUCAGACCCGGAGCAGCUUCUGCUGGAGACCUUGAAAACCCACCUGGACGACUUCUGUGUCAUCUGCUCCAGCUGACCCUGCCUCGGCAGGGAGUUGGACUGGAUGAUCGCCAGAGGUCCCUCCCAAACCUAACAGUUCUGUGAUUCUGCGUGUCCCGAGGCCGGAGCCAACAGGACCAGCAUUGUGGAGAAGGUUUAAGAUAAAUAGUGUGCUACCCCCUGGAACAAAGGCAUCCUUCUUUAUGCUGCAGAAAUUUGAAUCACAGAUCAGCUUGAGUUGAAAGGGACUUUAAAGACCAUCUAGGCUGGCCUUGAACACAUUCAGGGAUGGGGCAUCCACAGUUUUGCCAGGCAACCUGUGUCAGUGCCUCAGCACCCUCAGAGGAAAUACUUUCAUCCUUCUAUCUAAAUCUGCCUUCUGUCAUUUUAAAGCCAUUCCUCUUGUUCUAUCACUAGAAUUCUAUUGCUUUGUAAAAAGUCCCUCUCCAGCUUUCUUGUAGGACCCCUUCAGGUACAGACAGAAAGGCCUGAAUAAUGUCACCCUGGAACCUUCUCCACGCUGAAUAAUGCAAAUUCUUCCAGCCUUUCCUCAUAGAAGAGGUGCUCUAGCCCUCUAAUCAUCUUCAUGGCCUUUAUGUUUGUGUAGCAGAGUUGAUUGUGGGGGGGAAAGUCUGGUUUGUUAGCACAUCCCAGGAGCCAGGCUGCUCUUUUACAUGAGCUAAUUAACCCCUCUGUUAACAAUCUGAGUGCAACUGAUAAAAGCAUUAAGUCAUGGUAAAAAUAAAGCCAGCAGUUGUAACCCAGUCCUCAAAUGAGGACCAGUGAACAGUCAGGGUGCCAUCAAUACACUCAUGGCUCUGCUUGCCUCCAAAUCACCCACUGUACAAAAGUGGAGACUGUAAGUGUUAAUAAAGGCUGCAUUUAAUACAUAAGGGCGAGGCCACUGCCAGUAUCCCUGACAAGAGAUCUUAAUAAUAAAAAUAGGCAGCAUUUAUUUUCCUUAUGUAUAUGAUCCAUGCUCAAUUUCCCACCAUCAGUUUAAGUGUAUGAAGGGGUCAUUUUGAGUCUGGGCAGAGUGCCAGGGGUGAGCUGUGCAAAUAUAUAAAUCUAUAUUUUAUUAAGAAUCCAUCCUGGAUUUUAGCUAGGCUGUGGAAUUGCAUGCUGUCUAAAGAGGAGGGACUAAAGAUCACCGAGGAGAAAAGACUGAUGAGGAGAAAAGGCAAGCAAGACAAAAGCAGACCUGGAAAAGGCAGAAAUAAGUGGUUGUGUGUAGGAAAUGAGCCUGCCAGGUAGAAGUAGGACAUGCUGGUUUACAGAAGUUGGAAGAAACUCAAUCCUGUUCAGGCUCCUCAGAGAUGAAGGAGCCAGAGACCAAAUGGAUUUCAUAGAAGGGAAUUCUUGCAGCUUUGAAGGGCUUCUCUAGCACAGGAGUAGGGAUGUUUGUGGAGUUUCGAGUUGGAGCCUUUGCAUUUCCUGGCCAAGUCUCAGAAUUCCCAAAGGGAGGCACAGGCCUCUCAUUCAUGAACUUCUGAAAAUCACAGAAGAGGUCAUAGCUGAAGUGUGAAGCUCUUGUGACUAGUGCAGGGCACAACUCAGAGUGACAAAAACCCUGGGAUCUCUCAAAGUCCUUGGGCUGCAUUAACACAAACAGCACUCUUGAGCACAUCAUCUUAAAAAUCUCCUUGCAAGAAAGUUACUGCAAAUCCCUCUAUCCUUUGGUGCCACUUGGAAUUGAAAGCUUUUCCUUCACAUCUCUGGCAGGUGUGGCAGCUUCUGAGCAACCACUGCAGGUGAGAAGAUGUCUCCAGCCUGUUUUCUGCUUCUCCAGCAGCUGUUCUCAAGGUGCAGCCUGGAAUUGGAGCUUUAGCAAGUGUUGGGAAGAAAGAGGCCACACGCUGUUUGUCCAAGGCAACUGUUCCAGCAUGUCUGCAGGAUGACAGGAACCGUGGGGAAGGGCCUGGUUAGAAUGUGAUUAAAGAGAUUGAAAACCUAGAAUGGCAGGAGAACAGAAGCCGUCCUGCAAUCUUCUAGAGCAGUUCAUUUUACUAGCCAAAGGAACAAGUGGCUCAGCUCUGACUGCUCUUAUAAAUCAAGUGCUGGAAGCUCCUGGGGUUUAUGUCUUUGGAGAGCUGUUGGAGUUAACAAAUGUGAAAGAGCUUGCUGAGGGGUCUAAUGCUGCUUAUUUCCAGCUGCUGAACCUGUUUGCUUAUGGAACUUACCGGGACUAUGUAGCAAACAAAGAUAACCUGCCUGAAUUAACAGCGACUCAGAAAAACAAGCUGAAACACUUGACGAUCGUAAGCCUGGCUUCCCGAAUGAAGUGCAUUCCCUAUUCUGUGUUGCUGAAGGACCUGGAUAUGAGGAAUCUGAGGGAGCUGGAAGAUCUCAUUAUUGAAGCGGUUUACACAGAUAUUAUCCAAGGGAAGUUGGAUCAACGAAACCAGGUGUUAGAGGUGGAUUUUUGUAUUGGCAGAGACAUUCAGAAGAAGGACAUCAGUAACAUUGUCAAAACACUCCAGGAAUGGUGUGAUGGCUGUGAAGCAGUUCUUUUAGGAAUUGAGCAGCAAGUACUUAGAGCCAACCAGUACAAAGAGAACCACCACCGAACUCAGCAGCAGGUAGAGAUGGAGGUCACAAACAUAAAGAAAACAUUAAAAGCUACAGCCUCGUCGUCGGCACAGGAGAUGGAACAGCAGCUGGUAGAGCGAGAGUGCCCUCCACACACAGAACAAAGGCAGCCCACAAAGAAGAUGUCCAAAGUCAAAGGGCUGGUCUCCGGCCGUCACUAGAACAUGCCAUCUAAAUGUCAUUCAGUUAGGAAUGACAACAGGAGGAGCAAAAAGGGCCUGUGUCUCCUUUUUCAGUGGGUUCUGGGCCAGUCCCCUCCCAGCUGGCAAGUAAAAGUCCUGUUUGAACAGCUCCCAGUUAGCAGCAUCUGGCUAAGUUACACUGUGCAGCUCCUAUGAGUUUUCAGGGUGUUCCUGUUCUGGUCCUGUUAAGAGGGACUUUUAAAGAAAGGGACUAACCAAAAGGGGCAGGAAAAAAAACAAAAUAUCUGUGGACCGUUUUGCUCCCUCCCAGCUAGUUCAUUGCUGCUUAACCUUGAGGAAGCUGCUCUACUGAAUCAGAUCAUGGGAGAGCUUCUAUAGCAAGCAUGUGAAUCCCAGUUGAAGUGUGGCUACCAAAGCCAGGCUGGGAGCGAGGAAGCCAUCAACACAGAUCUUUUUAUUCCCAAAGGGAGCACAGGAAGGUUUCUAGGCCAGGAACUGCUUUACAUGGAAGCCUUCAGCCUUUCCACUACCCCUGUCUAUUUUAAACUGGGGUGAAAUUCACACUACCUCGCUCUGUGAAGAUGAGUUCCAGUGCUGGGCUGUUUACUUAACUGUCUGUUUACUGCCCUUACUAAGCCCUUUAAUCUCUCACAGAUUUAAAGCACUGUUCUGCAUCUCUGAGGCAUCAGUACAAUAAGGAGGAAGCAGGCUGCUCUUUCACACAGACUUUGCAGGUGGUUAGGGCAUGCUAGGAACUAUUCCUCCUGAAUGUGAUGUGACCUCCCAGAGCUGCUUGUGAAUUGUUUCCCCCAUUGAUACCUUCAAAAGGUAAUGCAUUCGCUCUUCCUUGGAUGCUGGGGACAGUGGGAGAGGAGCCUGUUUGGCAUGGAGGCAGGCUGGUGGCCCAGGACCCACUGGCAGGGGUCGCAGCAGCAUCCCCUUGCUGAAGCAAUGGACUUGACGAGUCUUUCUGAAUUUUCAACACUUUCAGGUUGUAUUUUCCUCCCUCUUUUUUUUUUUUUUUUUGUACAUUGUGAUUCUAAAGCAUUUCAGCCUUUGUUUUGUGGGGUUUUUUUAUUUGUUACAAAUUAACUUCAGGUGAUUUGCACCUAGUUUGGCACGGUGUGGGGUUUUUUUUAAGGGGGAAGCAUUGGAACAGCAAUUCAUAAAAGUACAUUUAAAAAAAAUUAAAAAUGCUGAUUUAA